ACCCCGGCCACCACGACGCCCUCGGGCACGUUCAAGUACGGCGGUGUCUCGCGCGGCUGCUUCGCCGACGCGGCCGGCACGGGCGGUGCUCGCUCGAUGAACAGCGCCAGCACCGGCACCAACACGAUGACCAACUCGCAGUGCGCCAACUUCUGCGGUGACAAGGGCUUCAAGUUCUCCGGCUCGCAGUACAGCUCCGAGUGCUACUGCUCCAACGUGAUCCCCACCGUUACCUCGACCGCCUGCACGAUGGACUGCGCUGGCCAGGUUGGCGAGAAGUGCGGUGGCUCGUGGGCCCUGACUGUCUUCGAGAACACCACCACGCCCGCCACGUCGGCCGGCCCGAUCGCCUACCUCGGCUGCUUCAAGGAUGUCGUCUCGCAGCGCGCCAUGAACGACUACGUCUUCACGGGCACGGACAUGACCACCGAGAAGUGCCAGCAGGGCUGCUCGAUCCGCGGCUACCAGUACUCGGGCACUGAGUGGAGCACGGAGUGCUACUGCUCCAAGGCGGCGCCCACGACGACGGCCACGAACUGCAACAUGCCCUGCGGCGGCAACGCGGCCCAGACGUGCGGUGGCUCCGUCGCGCUCAGCGUCACGCGCGACCCCAACGCCGGCACGACGUCGGGCAGCUCCGGCUCCGGCUCGACGGGCUCCGGCUCCACCGGCUCCGGCUCGACGGGCAGCGGCUCCACGGGCACGGGCACGGCCACGACGUGCUCGGGCCUUGCUCCCGGCUACGCCGUCUGCCAGAACGGCCAGAAGGUCGUCAACGGCGCCUGCGUCGCUGCCUAA
This is a messenger RNA of Tilletiopsis washingtonensis, 798 nucleotides long. Its product is annotated as WSC-domain-containing protein. NCBI's taxonomy places the organism in Eukaryota, Fungi, Basidiomycota, Exobasidiomycetes, Entylomatales. The record is from RefSeq and is a predicted model, not a curated record. The transcript has 2 exons. Gene Ontology annotation, cellular component: plasma membrane. The annotation marks the transcript as partial.